AGGGCUCAAUUACGGCUCAAUUUGAUUUUGUUUUUGACAUUUUAGCCAUUUGGGCAUUUGGCGAAAUAUGGUGGCGCGGGUGACAGCGUGAAGAAUCAACGUGUUUAGGGUGAGGCGUUUGCGUUGUAAAAUAAUUGCAACGUUGCCUCUGGAGUCUAGACUGCAUAGCUAUAUGUAUUUAAGUAACAGAUUUGCAAUUCGUUCAACCGACUAAUGUACUGCAGUGUUCUCUAUAAAAGCGUAUAAAAAAAGUCGACGGCAAUUUUGCAAUUAUCCAAACAGUGAAUGGAUGCCAUAAGUUCUUGGAAGAGGCGAUCAAAAACCCUUAUUGCAUAGUUUACUGUAAUAUAAAAAUAGUGAUCUCAUCGACAGUUGCAUGGCAAAAACAAUAAUUUUCUUAAAGUGACAAUGUCUUACAAUUCCUCACUCGACGAUUUCUGUGGAUCUGAAUUUUGGGACAGCAAUUUAACAUGGUAUACAGAUAAUCCUAAAUUCACACCUUGUCUAGAAAAAACCGUAUUAGUAUGGAUACCUUGCUUGUACCUUUGGGUGGCCGCCUUCCUCGAUGCCUAUUACAUUAUAAACAGCAAGGAGAGAAAUAUACCAUGGAAUAUUUUAAAUAUCAGCAAACUACUGGUCACAUGCCUUCUGAUACUUUUGAAGUUUGUGGAUCUGGGUGUAGCUGUUCACAAAUCAUCGAAAGAAGAAGAGGAUGUCUUUAAUGCAGAUUAUUAUGCCCCUACAGUGAAGAUCCUUACAUUUAUUUUAUCAGCCACUCUAUUAUACUACAAUAGAAAAUAUGGUAUGAGAGCGUCGGGUGUGCUAUUUUUCUUUUGGUUACUCUUAAUAUUCGCGGGGCUGCCGCAACUUAGAUCUGAAGUGAUAGCACAUUAUACACUGAAAGAAGACGAGAAUGUGCAGUACAACUUCGUUAGUUAUAUGAUAUACUACUCUCUGAUAAUAUUGAUGUUCAUAUUAAAUUGCUUCGCUGACUUGCCGCCGAGAGAUACGCCGUAUAAAUUUGAGAAGAACCAAUGCCCGGAAAGUGCGUCAGGGUUUCCGAGUCGCCUAACAUUCAGCUGGUUCGAUCCGUUGGCUCUCACAGGGUUCCGUAGAAGUUUGACGGAGAACGAUCUCUGGGCUCUCAAUCCGCAAGAUUCCUCGAAAGAAGUUGUGCCAAAGUUCGACAAGUUUUGGGAGAGAACGCUCAAGAAAAGAGAGAGCGCCAGCGGUACUAAAGCGACUUACAGUAAAAACGCUGCGAGCGUCAACUUCAAACCCGAAAAGGAAAGGAAGCCAGCAUCUAUCCUGCCCGCUUUGUGUCUUGCCUUUGGUGGGCAGUUUUUUUUUGGCGCCCUCCUCAAACUUAUCAACGAUGUACUUAUGUUUGUGUCGCCACAGCUACUUAAAUUAUUAAUAGGAUUUGUCGAAAGUAAGGAGGAAGUAUGGAAGGGCUACCUAUACGCUGUGGGUCUCAUAGUGUGUGCUACGGCUCAAACCAUGCUGCUGGCUCAUUACUUCACGAGAAUGUACCUCGUGGGCAUGAGGAUACGAACCGCCCUCACGAGUGCCAUCUACAGAAAAUCGCUGCGUAUAUCGAAUGCAGCGAGAAAGGAGUCUACGGUGGGAGAAAUUGUCAACUUGAUGUCUGUAGACGCUCAAAGGUUUGUGGAGUUGACAGCGUACUUAAACAUGAUAUGGUCAGCGCCACUCCAAAUCGCUUUGGCGUUGUACUUCCUAUGGGGCAUUUUAGGCCCCUCCGUGCUAGCGGGCUUAGCUGUGAUGAUAGUACUUAUACCGGUUAACGGGCUUAUUGCCAAUAGAGUGAAAACACUGCAAAUUAGACAGAUGAAGUACAAAGAUGAACGAGUCAAACUGAUGAAUGAAGUACUUAAUGGAAUUAAGGUUUUGAAAAUGUAUGCUUGGGAGCCGAGUUUCGAGGAGCAAAUACUUAAAAUACGAAACAAAGAGAUGAACGUGUUAAAACAGACAGCCUAUCUGAACUCUGCGACCUCAUUCAUAUGGUCUUGCGCCCCAUUCUUGGUGACCUUCUUAACUUUCUUCACUUAUGUGAUUUCCGACCCUGACAACAAUAUCUUGAAACCAGAUACUAUAUUUGUAUCGAUGUCCCUGUUUUAUGUUAUGCAUUUGCCUUUAGGCCUGCUCCCCAUCAUCAUCGUCUCGAUAAUCGAGACAGCAGUGGGUAUAAAGCGCUUGAACAAAUUCAUGAACUGUGAGGAACUGAAUGUGGAAUCAGUAGAACACGAUCCAAAAGAACCGAAUCCUCUGGUGAUUGAAAACGGGCACUUCACGUGGGACGAUGAGUCGCAGCCCACUCUAAAGAACAUCAACAUACGUAUUCCGCGCGGAAGCCUCGUGGCCGUGGUGGGUGCGGUAGGCUCUGGAAAGAGUUCUCUACUGUCUGCACUACUAGGCGAAAUGAACAAAAUCUCUGGACGCGUUAAUACAACAGGUAGUAUAGCGUACGUAUCACAGCAAGCGUGGAUCCAGAACGCUACACUUCAAGACAAUAUAAUAUUCGGCAAGCCGUUGGAACAGAGCCGGUAUAACAACGUGAUCAACGUGUGUGCGCUCAAGCCGGACUUUGAGGUUUUGCCCGGCGGAGAUCAAACUGAAAUUGGAGAAAAAGGUAUAAAUUUGUCGGGUGGCCAAAAGCAGCGAGUGUCGCUGGCCCGUGCGGUGUACUUCGACGCGGAAAAUUACUUCCUGGACGACCCGCUCAGCGCCGUUGACUCGCAUGUCGGCAAACACAUAUUCGAUAAGGUAAUCGGUCCAAAUGGCCUAUUGAAAGAUAAAACUCGCAUGUGGGUGACACACAACGUGUCGUACUUGGCGCAAACCGAUCACAUAUUAGUGCUGCGAGACGGAGAAGUGUCUGAGGCAGGCACCUACCAACAGCUUUUGGAGAAGAAAGGCGCUUUCGCGGAAUUCCUUAUACACCAUUUGAGUGAUGUUGAGCGGACUUCUCCAGAAGAACUGGAUGAAAUAAAACAAGAACUGGAAAGCAAACUGGGGUCCGAGUUCCAGAACAAGUUGCAGAGAGCGCGCUCGCUGUCAGAAAGCGCGUCGGAGUCGGAGCAACCAGCCGCCGGUGAUCGAAGCGGCAGCGUAAAGAGACGCACACCAGAUGCCGCAACUCCUAAUGAGCUCAAAGAGAAAAACAAACUUAUUGAUGCUGAGAAAAUGGAGACAGGCAGUGUGAAAUGGAGCGUGUACAAGCACUACCUGACGUCGGUGGGCGUGACCGCGUCGUUGGUGACGGUGCUGAUGAACCUCGUGCUGCAGCUCUUCCAGGUCGGCUCCAACUUCUGGCUCGCCAAGUGGUCCGUCGAAGAUACCAUGAUAGUGAAUGGAACUGUCGACCGAAGGGUACGAGAUCUCUACCUCGGUGUGUACGGAGGCCUCGGCAUUGGACAAGUGGUGUCGGUGUCGGUGUCGUCGCUGGCGCUGUACCUGGGCACGCUGACGGCGGCGCGCGUGCUGCACGCGGCGCUGCUGGCGGGCGUGCUGCGCGCGCCCUCCAUCGGCUUCUUCGACUGCACGCCCGUCGGCCGCGUGCUCAACCGCUUCAGCAAGGACGUGGACGUGCUCGACAACGUGCUGCCCAUGACGCUGCGCGGCUGGACCUCCUGCUUCUUUGCGGUCCUGGGGACUCUAUUCGUGAUCAGUAUCUCGACACCAAUAUUCGUAGCGGUGAUCCUGCCCGUCGGAGUGGUAUACUACGUAAUCCAGCGGUUUUAUGUGGCCACAUCGAGACAACUGAAACGGCUCGAGUCUGUCUCGCGGUCGCCUAUUUACUCGCACUUCGGAGAGAGUAUAACUGGGGCUACCACGAUUCGAGCGUAUGGAGUUACGCAAAGAUUCAUAGAAGAGUCAGAGCGCGGCGUUGACCACAACCAAUCGUGCUACUAUCCGAGCUGCAUCGCCAACCGCUGGCUGGCCGUGCGUCUCGAGAUGAUGGGAAAUCUUAUCAUAUUCUUCUCGGCGGUGUUCAGCGUGUUAGGCCGAGAUACCAUCGAGGCGGGCGUUGUAGGCCUCUCUGUCAGCUACGCCCUACAGAUUACGCAAACAUUGAAUUGGCUCGUUCGAAUGACAUCGGAAGUCGAAACCAAUAUAGUUGCCGUUGAAAGAAUAAAAGAAUAUGCGGAAACAAAACAGGAGGCCCCGUGGACGGUGGGCUCAGGCCCCGGCUCCACGUGGCCGGAGACGGGCGCGCUGCAGCUGGAGCGCCUGUCGCUCGGCUACCGCGCCGGCGAGCCCGCGCUGCGCGACCUCACGUGCGCCGUGGCGCCGCGCGACAAGCUCGGCAUCGUGGGCCGCACCGGUGCCGGCAAGUCCACGCUCACGCUCGGCCUCUUCAGGAUAGUAGAAGCGAUGAGCGGCAAGAUCCUGAUCGACGGUAUCGACAUCUCCACGAUCGGACUACACCAGCUGCGCUCGCGCAUCACCAUCAUCCCGCAGGACCCCGUGCUGUUCUCGGGCACGCUGCGCAUGAACCUCGACCCGUUCGGUGUCUACACCGACGAGGAAAUCUGGCGCUCCUUGGAGCAUGCGCAUCUCAAGUCUUUUGUGAAAGGUCUUCAAGCAGGCCUCCUGCACGAGAUAUCGGAAGGAGGCGAGAAUUUGUCCGUAGGUCAGAGACAGCUGGUUUGUUUGGCGCGCGCUCUGCUACGGAAGACGCCGCUGCUGGUGCUGGAUGAAGCCACCGCGGCCGUCGACCUGGAGACGGAUGAGCUUAUACAGAAAACGAUCAGAUCGGAGUUCGCAUCGUGCACGGUGUUGACAAUCGCGCAUAGACUUAACACUAUUAUGGACUCGACCAGAGUCAUGGUGCUCGACCGCGGCCAACUCGUGGAGUACGCGCCGCCCGACCAGCUGCUGCAGGACAAGAACUCCGUCUUCUACGGCAUGGCCAAGGACGCCGGCCUCGUCAACUAGCCAGCACCGACCAGUACUAGCCGCCACAAACGUGGACUCAACCGCUACCAGCUCAUGCAGUGCGCGUCGCCUGAGCAGCUGCUGCAGGACAAGGGAUCUGUCUUCUACGGCAUGGCCAAGGGCGGUGCUCGUCAACUAGCCAGCACCGACCAGCACUAGCAGCCACGAGCGUGGACUCGAUACUGAAAAAGGUGUUUUACUUGCCAUAUGAUGAGUGCGUUCAGUUACCGUCAAUUCAUUCUUCAGGUAAAAUAUUCGUGCGCAGUCGGUAAACACGUUAAACUUGUGUCGUAAGUUUUUGUAGAGUGGUGUCGUGUAGCAUCUGUGUAGCGAUCUAGGCCAGUGAUGAUGAUAACUAUGACAUUCUAAGUCCUAAGACUACCAACAAAAAGAAUAAAGUGCUCUGUCUACAUUCAACGUGUUUUCGCUUUUAAUGCAAAAUGAUCACUUUCACAAACGUACCUACCUCUUAACCAUUCUAUAAAUGAAUUUGGUCUCAUCAUUUGACACUUCUAACACUCACGCUAUCUGUCAACAUUGACGUUGAGAGCAGUUAUGAGUGAAUUAUGUUAUAUUUGACAUUAUUUUGUUCUGUAAUAAAAGCAUUCAACUCUUGAUGAUAAAACUAGACCAUUAGGAAAUCUGACCAGUUAAGUUAUAUACGGCCGAGUACUGAACCAGUUUAAGGACAUCAUUGAUAUGGUCUGAUUUUUGUCAUUUUGUCCAUACAACAAAAUAUGUAAAACAUCUUUAGAGUGUUGUGUUGUAUUGUUUCUUAUAUUUUUUCAGUAUUUGGUCGUUUAAAAUGUGAUGACAAGCAUUUAAAGGUUGUACAAGUUAAAAUAAGUAGACAAUAAUAAAUCAUAAAAUAUUUUGCAUUAAAAGUUUUGAUUGCCUUUUAUAACAACAUAUUCUUAACAAAAGCUCUAACUAGCCAUAAAAAUGAGUGAUUUUUAUAUCAAACACUUUGGCUAAGCAGUGAUCAAAUUGUAAUCUGUUGACAUCUAAAAGAUGUGGAUCUUUUACAGACAUGUAGAUUGUAGACAGGGCAAAAAGUUUCAGCUUGUAAUUUUUCAGUUUAUUAUAUGGAAUAGUAUGAGUCUUGUUUCAUUAAAAAGUUUAUGAAAGAUAUUAUUUUCAUAAUAAGAUGUCAGUUAAAACAUUUUUUACAAAGAAUUUUUACAAAGAUGCAUUGUUAUAUCGUUUACUGAUCUUUUUUAAAUAAGUACUUGUACCGAAAAUAAGUAAACAUAAACAUGUUUUUAUAAGUAUAUUUGCUGAAUGUUAUGAGAAAAAUUCUGAUAUGUGGGCAAGU
Molecule: messenger RNA, 6274 nt
Organism: Maniola jurtina (meadow brown)
Lineage: Eukaryota; Metazoa; Arthropoda; Insecta; Lepidoptera; Nymphalidae
Gene: MRP
Product: multidrug resistance-associated protein 1
Exons: 26
Coding region: 409-4959 (1516 amino acids)
Biological process (GO): transmembrane transport
Cellular component (GO): membrane
Molecular function (GO): ATP binding; ABC-type transporter activity; ATP hydrolysis activity
Source: RefSeq, a predicted model, not a curated record